AUGAAGCCAUACUUCGGCCUUCGGGGCACGAAUCUGAAUAUCAUGAUCGGCGUUAUUGCUGGUCUUGAUUUCCUGCUAUUUGGAUAUGACCAAGGUGUUAUGGGAGGUCUGUUGACAUUGAACUCAUUCAUUACGGUCUUCCCUGAAAUCGACACCACGAAAUCGCAUUCAUCGACAAGAAUCACUAUCGCCUCUUAUAACCUGGGCUGUUUCCUCGGCGCAGUCCUCUGUAUCUGGGUAGGAAACUACCUCGGUCGUCGUAAGACGAUUUUUGCUGGCUCCAUCAUCAUGGUGGUCGGGGCUACACUGCAGGCCUGUGCUUACUCGGUGCCGCAUCUCGUGGUCGGCCGUAUUGUCACUGGUAUCGGCAACGGCAUGAACACCUCUACCGUCCCUACAUGGCAGUCUGAAUGCUCCAAGUCCCACCACCGCGGAAAACUUGUCAUGUUCGAGGGCUCCUUGAUUGCUGCUGGAAUUACGAUCAGUUAUUGGCUUGACCUCGGAUUCUCCUUCCUUGACCCUAGCUCUGUUGCGUGGCGUUUCCCAAUCGCCUUCCAAAACGUCUUCGCGCUGGUCAUCCUAGUCUUCGUGCUGCCGCUCCCCGAAUCACCUCGCUGGCUGAUUCUCAAGGGCCGCGAACAGGAAGCUUUGCAGGUUCUCUCGGCAAUUCUCGACUUGGAUGAGAGCGAUCCCUACGUCCACUCGGAAUUUUCCGCUAUCAAGGAUGCAGUCCUGGCUGCCUCGAGUGUCAGCUUCCGUGACUUGCUCACUAUGGAUGAGAACCGCCACUUCCACCGUGUUGUACUUGCCUACGUCAACCAGAUGUUCCAGCAGAUCUCUGGUAUCAACCUGAUUACCUACUACGCUGCUACCAUUUAUGAGAACUCCCUCGGUAUGGAUGGCCUGACGUCGCGCAUUCUAGCUGCCUGCAACGGCACUGAAUACUUUUUGGCGUCUUUGAUCCCCAUAUUCAUUAUUGAGAAGGUGGGCCGACGAGUUCUGAUGCUGAUCGGUGCCGCUGGCAUGUCGAUCUCCAUGGCCGUCUUGGCCGCCACCACUAGCUUUGAGGGCCAGAGCAAGCCUGGUAUUGCUGCGGCCGUGUUCUUGUUUGUCUUCAAUACAUUCUUUGCCUUUGGCUGGCUGGGGAUGACCUGGCUCUAUCCUGCUGAGAUUGUGCCUCUACGAAUCCGUGCUCCCGCCAACGCACUCGCAACCUCGGCUAACUGGAUCUUCAACUUCAUGGUUGUCAUGAUCACGCCCGUUGCAUUUGACUCAAUCAAGUAUAAAACGUACAUUAUAUUUGCUGUCAUCAAUGCAUUCAUCGUUCCUGUCGUUUACUUCUUCUACCCUGAGACUGCCUAUCGAUCCCUGGAGGAGAUGGACACAAUCUUCCACAAGACAUCCAGCGUCUUCAAUGUCGUUUCGGUUGCGCGCAAUGAGCCCCACCGCUACGGCAAGAACGGCGAGCUUCUCAUCAACUAUGAGGACACUCAGGAGCACCUGCGCCGCGCCAGCUAUGUUUCAGAGAAGAAUAACAAGCUGGUUAGUGGAACGGGCGAUGUGGAGGCUGGAAAGGGUACCCAUGUUGAGCACCGCAAGCACAGCUCGUCUGCCAGUAGCUAA
This is a messenger RNA of Penicillium mononematosum, 1623 nucleotides long. RefSeq lists its product as uncharacterized. Gene Ontology annotation, cellular component: membrane. Gene Ontology annotation, molecular function: carbohydrate:proton symporter activity. The coding region runs from base 1 to 1623 and encodes 540 amino acids. The transcript is spliced from 7 exons. Gene Ontology annotation, biological process: carbohydrate transport; transmembrane transport. The record is from RefSeq and is a predicted model, not a curated record. Lineage: Eukaryota; Fungi; Ascomycota; Eurotiomycetes; Eurotiales; Aspergillaceae.